AUGUUCUUGGCAGGCCGCGCAGGGCACCGCUACCUGCCCGGCGAAAAAAUCGCUAUAGACAAUCUUUCAACAUAUCCGAAUCAAUCGGAAGAACCCAAGCGUAGUGAGACUGCGCCGCGCCUACGGCCGUUAUCGAGGGGGCGCGAGUUUACUCCCGAGCUGUCGGUAAUACAAGAGGUGUCGGCAGCUGAGGAGAAACAGGCGGAGGAGGAAGAAGAAGCUGCGAAUGCAGAAGGGGGGCAGGAAUUGGGCUACGAAGAGGACAUUAAGGUGGAAAACAAGAAGUUAGAUGAAGCAAACGAAAUGUCCUCUAAAGCUAUGCGAGCAGCACCAGGCGUUAGUUUUGUUGAACAUUCUCUUAAGGGCAAUUGCAAUUCUUGUGCGCCGCUUAUCCUAAAGAGGAAUAUAUCAGACUCCGGUACCAGAACAUCUUAG
Dibothriocephalus latus is the source of this 435-nucleotide messenger RNA. The record is from the annotation of a GenBank genome assembly. Lineage: Eukaryota; Metazoa; Platyhelminthes; Cestoda; Diphyllobothriidea; Diphyllobothriidae.